AGGAGAGUCGUUUGAUUUGUGAUGAACGGGGGAGAAAUCACGGGCGUGGGAUAUUGAUUCAAUCUGUAAUUGAGGGUAUAAAUUUCCGAUUCAUCUAGGACGGGGGGGAAGGGUGUGUUUUGUAUUUGUGGUAAAACGAGGGGACGAACAGGAAGAAGAAGAAGAAGAAGAAGAAGAAGAAGCUCUCUGCUGUUCUUGUGGCGCUCCUUUGAAGCUUUUCCCUUUUGUUCUUAAUCUCUCGUUAUUGUUUUUUAAUCGAGGACGAAGCUUAGUGUUCUCAAUUCUAGUCCAGAAUGCCGAGGAUCUGUCAUUUGUAGACAAGCUUGCGGGUGGAACAAUUUCGCUCCGUGCUUCAAUUUUUCUCCGUCCUCUGCAAUUGAUCCAUCUGAAGGGUUAAUUAAAGAGAGUUGGGUUUUCUUUUUUGUUUAAUUUUUUUUUUCACGGAUACAUUCGGGAAUUUUUAGUUCAAGAAAUUCGGUGUGGAUUUGAUUUCUGAGCGAAUUUUGCUCCCUAAUUUGCCCUAUCGAUGCCGUCUCGUUUGUAAUCGUCGGAGGGCGGUUGUGAAGAUUACGGAGGCUUGAAUUUUUUAUGCAUUUGAACGGAUUUAAGCGUUUGUGUGAAGAAAUCCGCAGUGUUGUAUAGAUUGGAGAUUGGAUGUUGCCGAUGGAAAUACGGUUGUUCUUCGACAGUCAGAGAAGACGACUCUGAGAGAUGGAAUUCCGUCGUUCUAAUUUGGUUUCUGAUUCGCAUUCUCGCUUAGUCUGAAGAGCAAACGAAGCAAAACUCGUCUUGAUUUUUGGCUGUGCUUGGAAUUUCUUUAUAUCACAGUAAUUUAAACGCCUGAUGGAAAGGGAUCCUCCGAGAAGCAAUAACAACAGUAACGGCACCGCCAAUAAUAAAGUGGACAUUUCGGGUAGAAGCAGCAGCGGAGGAGCUGAAGGGUCGUUGCUAUUGAGAUCCAGUUGCGAUGCUACAAGACAGGCCGCUGCCGCCGCUGCCGCACCAUCGGACUUCCUUUUGCAGUGGGGAAACCGGAAGCGGCUUAGAUGCAUGAAGGUCCAAGGAAGAGACAAAAACGACCCGACCGCUCCGGCUCAUAGGACCACCGCCCGUAUCGACCGGCGAGUGGUGAGAGCCGACAAAGACUCCCCGAACCGGACCACCAUCACCCAUUCUCCUGCUGCUGCUGCUGCUAAUCAUAACAACAGCAGCAGCAAUGGGUAUUUGAAUCUUCGGCAAAGAGGAUCCUCCCCGCAGCUCCCACCUCCUCAUCAGCGCAUUCUCAGGAACUCGGAGACGACGGGGGCGAUGAGAGGGCACGGAAACUGCGGGGUCCGGGGAAUUGCCUCGCCGGACAGAGGGGCGCACGAUAGAAGAGGAAACAACAACCACCACCAUCAUCACCACUCUAACAACAACAACAACAACAACAAUCAUCACCAUAAUGAUAAUAACAACAAAUCAGCGGCUACAUCGGACACGGCGCACGAUAGCAAAAAGGGUGGGUCUUCGUCCGGUGGCAGUGGGGAGGCCGGUUUGCCCCAAGUGUGGCCGCCAAAAUUCGCGAUUGCUUUGACGAACAAGGAAAAAGAAGAGGAUUUCUUGGUCAUCAAGGGCUCCAAGUUGCCACAGAGACCCAAGAAACGUGCCAAGAUUAUCCAACGCACCGUCAACCUGGUGAGCCCGGGAGCAUGGCUAUCCGAUCUCACUCUGGAGCGCUACGAAGUUCGAGAGAAGAAGAUUUCAAAGAAGAGACCGAGAGGGUUGAAGGCAAUGGGCAACAUGGAGUCGGAUUCGGAGUGAGUUAGCCUAGCAGAAGCCUCUUAGGGGAUGCCAUGAUAUGUACAAACCACUGAUUCCCUUUCCAAAAUGAAGAUAGCUCUCAAGAUGUAGGGAAUUCAUUUUUGUUCCUUUGCUCUCUUAUUUAUUCAAUUUUAUUCACAUCCUUUUUGGUUCCUCUUUUCAAGUUUGAAGGUAGUAGUAGGAGAGGUUGAGGGUGUUUUUCAUCCAUUCUCUCCAAUUUGUACAUAUCUUGCACAUCACCCGCAUCGAUCUUAUAAAGGUUUUCUUCCGACCA
This is a messenger RNA of Cucurbita pepo subsp. pepo (vegetable marrow), 2077 nucleotides long. RefSeq lists its product as uncharacterized. NCBI's taxonomy places the organism in Eukaryota, Viridiplantae, Streptophyta, Magnoliopsida, Cucurbitales, Cucurbitaceae. The record is from RefSeq and is a predicted model, not a curated record.